AUGAAGUUUGGGACCAUAUUUUCAAUAACGCUCUUGGUACAGCUGGUGGUGUCGGUUGAGCUUGAUAUCAACGAUAAAGAUUCGAUUUGUGAGGCAGCUAAAUCCGUUGUCCAAGGGGAAUUAAAUUAUUAUGAAGGAACUAAGUACGGAGGUACUGUUGGGAUGUUUUCGAAUCCAUAUUACUGGUGGCAUGCCGGUGAAGCUUUUGGUGGGUUAGUUGAUUAUUAUACUUUUUGCGAGUCUGAUAAUAAAACUUUAGAAAAGUUGAUUUAUAACGGGAUGUACCAUCAAGCCGGGGAUGAUUAUAAUUAUAUUCCUUCUAACCAGUCGAUGACUGAAGGUAAUGAUGAUCAGGGUGUUUGGGGGAUGGCAGUUAUGCAGGCUGCCGAACGUAAUUUCACUGAUCCAAAAGACCAUAGUUGGUUAGAAAUGACUCAGGCCAUUUAUAAUACCAUGAAUUCAAGAUGGGAUACUAAACAUUGUAAUGGUGGAUUGAGAUGGCAGAUCUUCACUUGGAAUUCAGGUUACGAUUAUAAAAAUUCAAUUGCAAAUGGUUGUCUUUUCCAUAUUGCUGCAAGAUUAGCCAGAUUCACUGAUAAUAAAACUUACGCCAAAGUUGCUGAAAAAGUAUGGGAUUGGAUGGAAGAUGUUGGGUUUGCCACUUAUGUGGAUGAUGAAUUGGUGGUUUAUGACGGUGCUAAAAUUGGCGGUAAUUGUACUGACCUAACUAAAAGUAAAUGGUCUUAUACUUAUGGGAUUUUCUUAUCGGGAUGUGCUUAUAUGUAUAAUUACACCAAUGAUAAUACUUGGUUAGACCGGGUUGAUGAGAUUUUGAGAUCCUCUGAUUUCUUCUUCAAAGAUGGUUACAUGUUCGAACAUACUUGUGGAGGUGGGAGUGACUGUAAUAAUGAUGAACGGACUUUCAGGUCAUUAUUUUCUCGUUGUUUAGGUCUUACUUCAAUUUUAGCUCCUUCAACAAAAGAUACUAUUAGUACUUGGAUCGAUACUAGCGCUCAAGGUGCCGCUUCCUCGUGUUCCGGAGGAACAGAUGGUAUUACUUGCGGAGAAGAUUGGAGUAAAGGAUCAUGGGAUGGCGUAUACGGUUUAGGAGAACAAAUGUCCGCAUUAGAAGUCAUGAUGGCGUUGAUAGUCAAAACUCCUUUAACCGCUGAUACUGGAGGAUCCUCCAAGAGUAAUGUUAAUGCUGGUACCAAUACCGGCAGCGAAGAAAACAAGAACGAGAUAAAGGUAACUUCACAAGACAAAGCAGGUGCCGGGGUAUUAACAGCGGUCGUACUUCUAAUUAUUACUGGAGGUUCUAUAUGGAUGCUAUUUUGA
Hyphopichia burtonii NRRL Y-1933 is the source of this 1338-nucleotide messenger RNA. RefSeq names its product glycoside hydrolase family 76 protein. The record is from RefSeq and is a predicted model, not a curated record. Gene Ontology annotation, molecular function: mannan endo-1,6-alpha-mannosidase activity. The coding region runs from base 1 to 1338 and encodes 445 amino acids. Gene Ontology annotation, biological process: budding cell bud growth; fungal-type cell wall biogenesis; carbohydrate catabolic process. The transcript has 2 exons. NCBI's taxonomy places the organism in Eukaryota, Fungi, Ascomycota, Pichiomycetes, Serinales, Debaryomycetaceae.